AUGAGACGUGGUCCUGGAGGUAUUGGUGCUAUUAACAAACAAAGAUUAGCAAAGGUAGUGUAGAAACAGACGAUAAAAACCUAACAAUUAAUCACAUUUCAAUAUUUCAACAUCAAAUAUUUUAAUAAUAAUACUAAUGGUAGAUAAUCGAUUAAAUCGAUGUUCGAUCAGGGCCUCUUUUAACGUAUAGACUAGGGGGAACAUGUCCCCCCCCCCCCAGACCUCUUACUGGCCCCUCCAGUCGGCAAUUUUGUCCCCCCUCCCCAGUGAGGUCCCUAAGAAGUACCUGUAGUAGGUGGUCAACCAGCAAUUAUAAUAUGUCAAAGUGAGAAAAUUAUGUUAAGUUGUUAACAUUUCUGAAUUUGACCAUCAUCUGCAGACCCGUAACUAGCUAUGAGUCAAACGAGUCAACUGACUCGGUAGGCCAGAAUUUGGGGACUGAAAUUUAAACAUCGCCAGAAACCUAAACCAUGACUGAAAUAAUUUACUUGUGGAACAAGGCAUGAAAUGGCAUUUUAGGAUGAAAUUCUAGUUUAGUUUUUUCAAGCAAAGAUACUCCAAAGAGACCACAAUGCGUCGAUAUCAAGUACCCCAGUACAUGUGAUAAAGUACUGUACUGUAGAAUUUGAAGUGUGGUGAAUGAUAAUACUAUACCAUACACAGUUUCAUUACUGCAUCAUCACAUCAUGUUGCCUUAUUGGGACUGGAUUACAUUUGGGAGACUGUAAAAUUGCAGUAAUUGUGUCACUGUUUAUAAGGUUAAUUUCUUGCUGGAACACUCCUCAAAAUGCUAGAAAUAUAGCUUAAUAUCUGAGCUUCAGGAAAUCCAAAAUUUUCUGAGGGGGGAAGCCCCCAGACCCCUCUUGAUGGCUCGCACCUUCAGUGCUCGACUCGGUUGUCUCAGAAUCCUAGUUACGGGCCUGAUCUGCUGCCCUGUCUAGUAUACUUAUUCAUACCUACCAAGUCUCACGCAUUACGUGUGUGACACACGCCUCAGCAUAUUUUCUCAUGCUCACACGCGCAGUAUUAUUUAUCUCACGCACGAGCUGCUUUGGCUGCUUGUGAUUGAAGAAUUUAAUAAAAAAAACACGUAAAUCUGGAGAGCAAUGUUAACUCUGGAAACCUGUGCAAUGUUUUAGCAUUUAGUUUUUCUAUUUUACACUAUGAAAUUAGUCAGUAAAUUCAUCUGGUGAAUACAGUAGAGUGGGUAGGUGUUUAUUAUCACUGUGAAUUUGCUGUCAACACCUCAUUUGAUGCCAUAAGGCAUAAAUUGAACCUAUUUCCGGUGCGUAAAUGCUAUCUGAUUACAGUAUCCAAGGUGCAGCAAUGGUGAAUAAAUCGUGUCUUGGGAAUGAAACACUGGAAAUUCCAUAUUUUCCAGGGGGGGGGAGGGGGGGAUUAGAUUGCGUCCGUAGAUGGCGUCUCACACAUGCAGAUCACUCCACCUUGGCAGCUAUGCUUAUUAGUUAUACCAUACAUAUAAUUAUGCUGGUAGCUGCAGUGAUACAGACUUGUCGACUGGAACUUCUCCAGGUCCCCUGCUAAAUAUGUCAUCUCCAGUUACACAUCCUUACAAGGCUGUAGCAGCCCCCCCCCCCAAUAAUUUGCUAAUAAUCAUUCUUUUUUCAAAAUCAUGCAGACCUUUAUCAUUUAAUCCAUGACAAACUGCAAAGAAUGAAGAUAUUACCCAUACUUAUCAUUUAAUCCAUGAUAAACUGCAAAGAAUGAAGAUAUUAAUUUACCUAAUAUAUGCCUUCGCCCAUUUAGUACUACUAAAUUGUAAAUUUCAACAUACUAAAAGAGCUUCCUACGGCCCUGCCUUAAAAGAGGCCAAGCAAUGCAUGAAGCUAGAAAACUCAACGUUAACUAUAUAAUUAAAGAAUCUAAAUAGUAUAAGCUAUAUUGAAAAAAAAAUGCUGCGAAAGAGAGAGUGGCAAAAAAAAAUCGUACAUGGUGUUGGGACAGAAAAAAAAAGUUGCACAUAACGAUCCCAGAAAAAAAUUCCCUGCCAGCAGUAAAUCACACCCCCCCCUCAAAAGUUAAAUGGUCGGCCCCUUAGUAAAUAUUUUAAAAUUGGGGGGUCACAGAAGCAUAGUUACGGCACUUUUGGGCUGUUUAGACUUUAGAUCAUAGUCUUUCUGAAAACUCAGUAAACUUCAAAGCGGUUAUAAUGAGCUGGGAGUUUAUGUUGAGCCGUACCUUACACCGUGCACAUCCUUUGUUUUAGGUUUAGUAAUAUUUAAAUAGCAUGAUUGAAUGACUGAACUGAAACGUUGCUAUUGGAUGAUUCGUUCAUUAUACUGAAAUACAAUGUGUGAUUGGCGUGCAAAAACUGCAUAAACGCGAACAAAAAGAACAAAGACUUUAGCAGGAGUUUCCAAACCAUGUUUUGAAAGACUAUGUUUAGAUCAAUGGUUGAGGCUAUCUAACAAGUACAUAAAUCAUGCAGUCUAAAUUAUUCAUAAUUAAAUUUUCAAUUGUCUAAUGAAAAUACUUAAAAGCGAGUCCUGAUUUUUGUAGCAUGAUUUCUGCAGAUAUUGCCAUUAUCAUGAAACCGCGCCUAUAGGAAAAUAAUGGACAACUUGCAUGUUAGACUAAAUUUGAAUCUAAGUAAAGAGAAGGGAAACAUUAACACCACAGCUAAAAAGAACAUAAUGAAAUUAGUAAAAUUGCAAAAUUUGGUUGCAAAAUGUUGUAAAGCUUGAAAAAUAUAGUCUUACAAAGUUUGCAAAUUUUGUAUAUGUUUGUAUUACCAUUUUCAGCUCAAAAAUGCAUGGUAACAAUUUCCGCACGUAAUAUAUAAACAUAUACAAAAUAUCCAAACUUCACAAGGCUAUAUUUUCCGUAUUUUACAACAUUUCGUAACCAAAUUUUGCAAUUUUACUAAUUUUAAGUUCUUUACCUGAAUUUACUUUUUUUUGUCUAGAUCAAAAAUUAGUCUAACAUGCAACUUGUCUGUUGAAGCCGGUGCCCGGUGGUAAUUUUACAGAAUUACAGGCGUUUCUUGACAUGUUAUAACUACAGAAAAACCAGAAAUAUAUAAACCAGAAAUAUAUACCUGGCUAUCAUCAUGCAGGAAAUAAACACAUAAUUACUUUAAACAAUAUUGCUGCAUGUGGGAAAUGACUGGAAAUGGAUUUUCCGGGCUUUAUUCCCAAGACCAAGUACACUUUUCAAUUUACAAGGAUAUAUUUUCGUUUUACAAGGACACAAAGUGUGUCAAAAACACGCUAUUUUAAUGCCUGGAUGUGUUUGUGUUUAGGCCAAGUAUGAACAGAAAGGAAGUGCUAUUGCUGAUGCACAGAUAUCUCAGGUUGGCUUUAUUUUUACAAAUAAAGUAUAAUGAUAAAUUCUCUUUCGAGUUGCAUGGAAAAUUCAAAUAACUUAACUGUGAUGUAACUGUUGAUGUUAUUGUGUUUAAACUUUAGAUGUCCAAACAGCUGGAAUCAUUUAAAACUUAUCUUGAAGAAUUUGCUACCAAACACAAAUCAGAUAUCAAGAAAAAUGCUGAAUUUCGAGGUCAUUUUCAGCAAAUGUGUGCAAGAAUUGGAGUUGACCCUUUAGCAU
Paramuricea clavata is the source of this 3567-nucleotide messenger RNA. The record is from the annotation of a GenBank genome assembly. NCBI's taxonomy places the organism in Eukaryota, Metazoa, Cnidaria, Anthozoa, Malacalcyonacea, Plexauridae.